AAUAGAGUCAAGAUCCGUCACAUCACUUACUGACUGAACACGAUCCACUGUCAGCGGCACCCCCUUUGUGUCAUCUUGGCUCCCUUCUGGUUCCCACGUCUUGAACCAAGUCUCGAUGGAGCAAAGGGACUUAACUCGCCCUUCGCGGCCCAAAGGGAACGAGGAGUUCUUCACUGUGACCACCAUCAACAGGGCUGAUCUCAACGAAGUGGGCCUACUAGCCACCCCACUGAAGGGGCUUGGUCUGGCCGGUGAGCAGCAAGAGCAUGAGGAGGACGAAGACCUCGGCCUGGGUAAAGACAUGGACAUCACUUCCAAUGCAGACAGCGAGAAGUGGGUGCAGGGGGACAGCCUGGAGGAGCAGGAGUUCUCAAUUAAAGAGGCAAGUUUCUCAGAAGGCAGUCUCAAACUGAAGAUACAAACCACCAAGCGGGCCAAAAAGCCACCCAAGAGCCUGGAGAACUACAUCUGUCCACCUGAGAUUCGCGUCACUAUCAAACAACCUGGGGAGCAGAAGACAUCCAAGCAUGGCAAGAGCACUAAAGGUGGAAAGGAAGAAGACAGGGGACCCCCCAGAAAGAGGACCUAUGAGAGGCCUUUCAGAGUUGUGGCUCAAAAUGACAACAACAUGAUGGAUGUCCUUGGGGAGAACCUAAGACCAAAAUAUGAGCCCAAAUCUGACAUUCACCAACUGGAUUGGACAAAGCCAACAUUAAGAGAGUCGACAUCCCAAGGGGACCAAGCGAGAGAUCCGGAAUCAAAACAAGAAUCAACAUUCAAUAACAAGAGCCUUCUGUCAGAGGUCAACACCCCCUUCUCAAAGGCACAAGUUAAAAAGGUCACAGAAGGUUCAUCUGGAAGUCUGUUUGCCUCGGAAAUGACUUGUCCAGGUUCUGACUCACAGGCUACUUCUCCAGCUGAUAUAACAAUGAGUGCACUAGCAGAAUCAAAUAUGUUGAUACACUCUUCGGUAAGCAAAGAUAGAGGUUUGCAGGAAGUCACUGAGCAAGUCUUUGGGAACAUCAAACGGAAGUAUGGCAGAAGGGCUUUGACCACCAAUACUGGAGACCUUCCCUGGGCAAAAAAGAUGGACAAAGAGAGUGAAAAACCCGUUCAAGACAAUACAAAGAAUAAACUGUUUAACUCUGAAAAAACUGAGACUCACAGGGAAGAUGCAGAAAAAUCAUUGAAGAGGAUAGAGGAUGACUUUAAAACAUUACCGAACUGUGUUCCACAUCACACAGAUGAACCUAAAAGCAGAAAAAAGAAAAGCAGAAGAUUAACUGAAGAUAACUUUGUGGAAGAAUUACACACCACACAGACAGUUCUUCUUUUUUCAGAAAUGAAAGAUAAGGUUGAUCAAGGUGCUACAAAACCUAAAGUAGCAAACAAAAUGGAAUUGAGUACAGGAAAGCAAUUUGGGGUAGAUUCACAGAAGCCGGGGGAAGAGAGUGCAGCAGCAGGGCCAACUGUGGAAAUUUCUGAGAAUAGACUCAAGAAGAACCCAGUUGGGAGACCACAAUCAUUGUUCGAUCCAGAGAAGCAAGCAGAUGGGAGGCAAUCAAAGUUCAAGGACAGAUGGGUUUAUUUGAAAUCUAAGAGCUCUGUUCUCCACAAAGAUCUUAAUCCAGCAUUGCUCAUUGAAGAGCCACCCUCUGCUUUCCCCAUAACGCCAUCCAGCCCACUAUACACCAACACAAACAGUCUGACAGUCAUCACCCCAAUAAAGAAAAAACGUGGUAGGCCUAAAAAACAACCACUACUUACCGUGGAGACAAUUCAUGAAGGAACAUCAACCAGUCCUGUAAGUCCUAUCAACCAAGAUUCACCUAGCACUUCAAAGAGGAGGAGAAAGAAACGUAAUUUGUCAAAAAUAAUGCAGCAGGCCUUAAAUAAUUCUCCAACUUUACCAGAGGUGAAAUGUAAGAGAACAGUUCAGGUUGGAAUCCUUAAAAGGAAAAUGACUAAGAACGUGAAACUGGUUAAAAUGCAGAGCAUUUUAAAUGAGCUUCUGUCCUCUUCUAACACUGGUAACCUGGCUUUGAAAUCCAGUGUUCCGGUUUCUAGUGCCGUGUCAAGUGUGGCAUCGACAAUUGAGGCCCGUUUAGGCAAGCAAAUCAAUGUCAGCAAACGUGGAACUAUUUACAUAGGCAAAAAAAGAGGGAGGAAGCCCAAAGCUGAGCUUCAGACUCAGCAAGAUGAGCACAAAGCCAAUGAUGAGCACUUGUUGCCUGUUUCAAGUCAGUUUGAGAACCUUCUAGUGCCUUCUACUUCAUCAACAACCAGAAUGCCUUCUCCCAGGGUCAUGCAGUCUCCCUCAGCUCAGUCCUUAGCAGGUGGACUAGCACACCAUGCCACCACAGAAACCAGCCAGCAUGACCUUAAGACCAUGCCAAAUCUACAGCCUAUCAGUGCUUUGCCCACAAAAACUCAGAAGGGUUUGCUCAGUAGUAGCUGGAAACUCUCUCCUCCAAGACUUAUGGCCAACUCACCAUCUCAUCUGUCUGAGGUGGCAUCCAUCAAAGAGGUCACUCUGUCUCCAGUUAGCGAGUCCCAUAGUGAAGAGACAAUCCCAAGUGAUAGUGGCAUUGGUACUGAUAAUAACAGCACAUCAGAUCAGACCGAGAAAGGUCCUGCAUCUCGCAGGAGAUACUCCUUUGAUCUUUGUAGUUUUGAAGCAGCAGAGGCUGCUGUGCUGGAAGCUACAAAUAAAACAAACAGAGGGCACUAUCAGAAGCAUACAACAUCAGUGGCUAUGGAAAAUUUCCUUGCUCAAGAAAGCCUCAAGAAACAGAAACACAGAAGGAAGCGAAAAGGUUUAACAAGUAGGGAUGAUCUUCAGUUUCUGGCUGACCUUGAGGAACUCAUUAGCAAGUUCCAGGUCUUCCGAAUUUCCCACCGCAGCUACAAGUUUUACCAUGAGAACUCUUACCCCAGCAUUUUUCGCCUAAACUUUGACCACUACUACCCUAUGCCAUACUACCCCUAUGAUCCUGUGCACUAUCUUUGCAGGAGUUCUGAAAAGUCAAAGAGAAGACGUGGCAGGCCAGCCAAAUCAGCUGAACCUAUAACAAAGAUGCCUUUCAUUCAAGGAUUUGGCUACUCAGCAGCCAGUGGCAAUUACUAUGCACCCUACGCAAUGCCUUACACAGCCAUGCCUCUUGCCACAAGUAUGAUGAACAUGGGGUAUUAUGGGCAGUAUCCUCCUCCUUUGUAUCUGUCCCAUGCACUCGGAUCUUCAGGCACUCAUCUCAUGCGGCCUCCUGUUCCUCCACCAAAGUUCCACUCCGGUGGGUUCUCUAGCCUCUCUGCUGGCAGCAGACAUAGGAUGAAGAACAUGCCCAAUGAGAUGUCAUCUCCCAGGAUGGGUGAAGCUCAUCAUCCGUCAAGCAGCUGUUUAGCGAGUGUCUGUCUCCACAAACGCAAACACAAGCAUAAGCACAAACAUAAGGAGGACCAGCACUCAGUCCCACAGAGAGAGAACCUGGGUGGACUCUUUAGUGGAGCCCUGCCCCUUUCUAAGAUAAAGGACAAGCAGAGGAGCCAACAAAAUAUGGAUACUUCAUCUAAGACAUCCAGGAACUACUUUGAAGUAGACACACUCUCUUCGUUGUCUUUAUCUGACUCUCAGAACUGUAAACAUCCUCGAGAAGAGCCACUGAACAACUUCCUGAACAUGUGCACUAAGCAACCGCAUGAACGGCUACGAGCCAACCAGGAUCAGCCACUGGACCCAUUCAAGAGCCAGCACUUACAAGAUGAGGGUUCUCACAUCCGGAGUAGGAGGCAUAGUUUGGAAGACUUUACAACAUACAGUGAGGGAGGCAUGGCACCUUUCCAAAACGAAACAGAAGAAAGGAUGAAGCAGAUGUACCAUUGUGGUAACACAGCCAUCACAGAUCUGGGCUCCUACAAGCAGAGGUACAAGCAGAAGGAGAUUGAGGAGAUGCAGAGUAAUGUGCGGAAGAAGCACACAUUCUCCAAGAUCCUCACCAGCAAGAGAAGCCUAGACCACGUCAACAAGAUCCUGAAGGUUAAGCGGCUUCAGCGGCAGGCCAAGACGGGCAACAAUGUGGUGAAGAGGCGGAGGGGGAGGCCACGAAAGCAGGCACUUGUCCCCAACGAAGCCUUCUUGCCUCAGAUGCCAGUGCUAGAAAAGUGCAUGGACUUUCCAGGCAAAAGGAAUCUGCACGGCAGCCCGAUGCUCGCCCAGCCAGAUUUCACCCACCACGACUCUAUCACAGAUGCCAUCGAGGCAGUGGUACACCAGGCCCGUGCACAGCCCAAUCCACAGACCUCACAGAUGGCUAAGCCGUAUUUUAAAUAUCAGCCAGAGGAGCAGCUAGAGCGGCCAGUACGGCGAGGAAGGGGAAGCAGAAGGGAUGAACCGGCUUCUCAUUAAGAGUUUCAUUAACAGUGCACUGUGAGUUCAACUUGCACUCCAACCUUUGGAUAAUUUCUAGGCAUUAUGGUUGUCUUUUCUUUUUAAUCAGCUCUACUGAACUGUACUUCAUGGGCAUUCUAUGAGAAUCAUGAAUGUGGUAUAAAAAGUGCCCCACUUUCACUCUGUAUAUGCCAUCACCACAUGCUUUUUUUUUAAUGGAAAUGUUCUUGUGUUGAGCUUUUUACUCUCCCAAAGCCCAUAAGGAUUUUGAAACUAUGGCUAGAGCCAUGAUCUUACCAGCAAGUGUAAAUGACAUUUUUUUGAACUUCUAAUACAGUACUGUGCACUUUUGGGGUUUCUUUGCCUUUUUGGUUCUCUCAAGUCAAAGCACAGUGAUUAUGAUAAAGACCAGUAUCAUGAAACUGGUCAGCUCUCUCUCUCUCUCUCUCUCUCUCUCUCUCUCUCUCUCUCUCUCUCUCUCUCUCUCUCUCUCUCUCUCUCUCUCUCUCAAUUUCUCUCUCUCUCACACACACCCACACACACACACACACAAACACACACACUUUCUUGCCUGCGCUCAGGUUUGUUCCGGGCAUGAACUAAUGGCAAUACCCUUGAAUUGAAUGAGACUCUUCUACUAUCUUCGAUGGCUAUAGUUUAAUUGUACAUAGCAACGUAAUCUACAAACAUUACAAAGUGAAAGUAUUUUAGAUUUACCUGUACUGUCACCAUAUCAACUAGAAACCUGUACAAUAUUCAAAUAAUGUUUUAACCAAAUAUUAGAAAUAGAUGUGACAUACAAAAGCUUGUGUUCAAAAUGCAAAUGAUACCUACAGUAUUUAUAAAUCACACCAUAACGAAGUGGAUGCAUCACAGAUUGAAGGAUUGUAUUAGACAAUGGCAGUGUGUAAAGUCAAACCUUCAAAAAAAAAUAAAAUAAAAAAUCCCUCAGCUAUAUACAUUAUACAAUAUAUGCCGUUCAUCAUGCAUGAAAAAAAAAAAUCCUAUUCUUGCAUUUAAAAGCAACACAGCACUUACUCCAGUCUCCUCUCACGUAUUACAGAUUAGUAUUACACAUUGUCCGUUGAUUAUUUUUCAUUUGAAUAACCAACAAUAUCUGGAAAAUAUUUUUAGUAAUAUCAGUUAGUUAUUAGAAGUGAUUUCAGUCAGUUGCUUGACAAACACGGUAACUGAGAUGCCUUUCCAGAGUCUAUUCGAGAACGUGCCUGCUCAUAGUAGUAAAAUAAAAAUAAUAUUACUUUAUUACUUAUAAAGUAACUGAAUAUAUUGACCUAAUGGUCACUAUUAGAUAUCCACACAACCAAAGGUUCAGUCGUGUUGUAGUUCAAUAUUCUAGGUGGAUUUUGGUUUCGGUAGGUGCUUGUAGAAAGUGUAACGAAUGGAAAUGUGUGGAUCUGAGACUUUAGACUUCAUUACUGUAUACAGCUUAGCAUCUGAAACCAGGCUUCAGUAUAGUGCAGUGGUUCUACGCUCUUUUUAGAAAUGUAUAUUCAAACGGUCUUAAUGCAGAAAGUUGUGUGGUUUAUUUCUCAGUUGUUUCAUAUAUGUGCCUUAUGUUUGUCAAUAAGUCCAUAAACAUUUCAGCUACAGGGAACUAUGAAUGACAAGAAAUAAUGUUGAACUUACACAUGUAUUAUUAGUAUCCACACAUGGUCAUGAAUGUACAUAUGCCUGCUCUUUUAUCCCUGCUCCGUAGAUCUGUUAUUUGUUUAGACGCACUUACGCAGAUAAGUUCAGAUGGGUCUUAUUAAAACGAUUCGCUCUCUAGGUAGAUUUCUGAUGUGAGAUAACGGUUUAUUGAUUCAAAACCGAACGGUCUGUGUGGAAAAUGGAGAUUAGACAUGCAAUGAAACAAGGCCAAACUGUGCUUGUGACAAUUCAAACAAGACCACAACACAUCAAAAAAAAAAAAAAAAAAAAAAAAAAAAAAAAAAAAAAAGCAGGUACGAAAUGUCCAAACAAACUUUCCAGCACCAGUUAAGGGUUAUUACCACGUGUGCGUUCUAAACGACUAUGCAUCGGGUUCUACCUGCAAAGUGACAGACAAGAAAUUACUUUUUUAAGACUUUUUUUUUGCUCAGUUCACUUCAAUUUGUCAAAAAGUGGUCUUACUGAAUAUAAUCUAGAACCUGUAUCUUUCUUUCUUUCAUUCUUUCUUUCUUUCUUUUUUGCAAACAAGUGACUAUCAUUUUAUUUUUAUUUUUAUUUUUUAUUAUUUUUAUUUUGUUUUUAAUAUUUUGCAUAUCAUAAUGCUGCAUAAGGCAGAAAAAAAAAUCAGCCACUGAGCAGCGGAGCCUUAAUCAUGUUACAUUACAUUCAACAAAGUAAACUCUGUAAAUAGUAGAAUCACCUGUCUGUUACUGAACAGCUCACAAUGUGGACUAGCUCUUCUUGUUAGGAAUAAUGCCGGAAAUUAGGACAUACCUUAGCCCAAAGCCUAUUUCUACACAGUUUAAAUGAUCAUAUUGUCAGAGCAGAACAUGGAGUCAGAGAAUGACGUAUGGUGCAUUAGAGCCAAGUCAGAUUUGGCAGCUAUUCCCUUCUGCCUGUGGAACUACAUUGGACACUUCAUGUUUCUCCUGUUUAGGACUGGCACCUCGAACCACCUGGACACUUUGCCAAAAAAGAAGACAUCCAUCACUCAGAGCUAAAGUGAAAAAGUAAACCAAAUUGUAUUCAGUAGCAGUAUUCCAAAACAGUACCAUCAGUCUUUAGUUUAUUAAGGAGGUGUUAAUAACAAGGUGUUUGGCAGCUCAUAUUUUUCUCUACCAGCUGAUUAAAUGGUGCCUUGUGAAAUUAAGGUGUUUUAUUAUUUGAUGAUUUUUUCCCCCCUAACAUUCUGGCUGUUCAAUAAUCGUAACUCAUUAGACUAUUUUGAGUCAUGUAAAUAUUGUGACCUGACUAGGUACAAAGGUUUAUUCAGUUGCUAUAACUUCAUUAUCAAGAUCACAUCAUAAAAACCAUAGGUUUCAGCCCCAUAUCAGCUAAAUCUUCAUGUAUUAAGUUCUAAAGCUAUUGAAGAAAUUUCCAGUUCAAAUGAAGUAUUAAUUGAAGGGUAACAUACUCAAAAAGGGCACAACAUGAGCUAAAUUCUGCAUUUUUUUUAAAAUACGUACUAUGACCAUUUUUGAUAAUGCUUUACAUUUUCUGAACCUGCAUGCCCUAAUUGAUUGUAUGCACACAAAUUUUGAAGAUUAUCGAAUUUCAAUUUGAGAUCUUAUACAUUGUUUGAUAAGUUUUUUGAAUAACUAGUUUUUAAUUCAUAAAACAUUUUUGUAAAUUGUAUGAAUAUGGAAAAAAGAAGCAAUUAAAGGACAUAUAUAGGAAAGAAUAAAUAUUGAGAUACGCAAGCGUAUGCAUUGUACAUAAAUGUAUGUAGGAAUACGCCCUCAUGUUUUUGUGUCCCUGUGUAUACACACGUUUAAAGAUAUGUAUACUGCACUGUACAUAUGUACAUACAUUUAAGCUCGCAUGUGUUUGGUCAUCUUUGUUGUUCAUGAUCUUGUAGAGAGUUCUUUUUUUUUUAUUUCUCUUUCAAGUUCAACUUUCUGUGCAACCAUCUCAGUGCAGUAUUGAGCACUUAAAUACACGUGAUCUUGCUCAUGUCAUUCAUUGUGCAAAAAAAUAAUAAAAAGGAAAAGGAAUUUAUCAAAUUUA
Tachysurus fulvidraco (yellow catfish) is the source of this 8062-nucleotide messenger RNA. RefSeq names its product SET binding protein 1 (gene setbp1). Gene Ontology annotation, molecular function: DNA binding. The transcript is spliced from 3 exons. Lineage: Eukaryota; Metazoa; Chordata; Actinopteri; Siluriformes; Bagridae. Bases 116 to 4402 code for a protein of 1428 amino acids. The record is from RefSeq and is a predicted model, not a curated record.